This is a messenger RNA of Mobula hypostoma (lesser devil ray), 1776 nucleotides long. RefSeq names its product zinc-binding protein A33-like. Gene Ontology annotation, molecular function: protein binding; ubiquitin protein ligase activity; zinc ion binding. The transcript has 7 exons. Bases 1 to 1500 code for a protein of 499 amino acids. Gene Ontology annotation, cellular component: cytoplasm. The record is from RefSeq and is a predicted model, not a curated record. Gene Ontology annotation, biological process: protein ubiquitination. Lineage: Eukaryota; Metazoa; Chordata; Chondrichthyes; Myliobatiformes; Myliobatidae.
AUGGCUUCGAAAGGACAGGUCGAGAGUUUGACCGAGGAGGUAAUCUGUCCCAUCUGCCUGGAUUUCUUCUGCCUGGAUUUCUUCACCGAUCCGGUGUCACUGGAGUGCGGGCACAACUUCUGUCGCUCUUGUAUCACACGGUGUUGGGAGAGGGAGGGGAGAAACUCCUGCCCGGAAUGUAGAGAGGUAUUUGCUAACUGCACCCUCAGGGCCAGUCGGGCCUUAGCAAAUCUGGCUGAAAAAGCUCGAAAUCUAAACCUGAAUCCGAAAGGUAAGGAAAGUAAACUUCACUGCGAGGAACAUGAGGAAGAACUGAAGCUGUUUUGUGAAACGGACAAGACACUGAUCUGCCUGAUCUGUAGAGAUGCGCAGGAACACAGAGAGCACCGCUUCCUGCCGAUUAAAGAAGCUGUUAAAAUCUACAUGGAUCAGCUGAAAUCUUCCUUAGACUCUCUCACAAAAAUGGAAUCAGACUUCCAGGAAAAGGAGCAGCAACAGAAAGAGAAGAUUUCCGGAGUUCGGGAACAGUCACACAGCGUUCAGACCCACAUCACAUCCCAGUUUGUUGAACUGCACCAGAUUAUCACUGAGAAAGAGCAGAGUUUACUCAGGGAUCUCAGGGAAGAAGAGGAGAGGAUUCUAAAUCCAAUGGAGAAAAAUCUUCAAAAGAUUCAAGAGAAUAUAAGGCUUAUUCAGGAGGAAAUCACAAAUUUAAAGGAACAGAUGAAUCAAAAAGACAGUCUGAUAUUUCUCAAGGAGGAAGCUCCAUGGAACAGGAGGAUUAAUGACGAUGUCAAGGAAUUGUCAGUGACAGAUGAGGCCCUACCGUUUGAAACAUUCGAUCACCCCGAUUUGCUGAACACAGUGCUGAGAGAAACACUUGAUGCCAUUAAUCGAGCUCCUAUCUCUGUCACCCUGGAUGUGGAAACGGCGCAUCCGGAGCUGGAGGUGUCUGAGGAUCGGAAGAGUGUGAGAUGGACCGGGACACGGAGGAAUCUCCCUGAGACCGGGAAGAGGUUCACAGGCCGGGCUUGUGUGCUGGGAUCGGAGGGAUUCACAUCAGGGAGACAUUACUGGGAGGUGGAGGUGACGGGGAAUCGGGUCUGGUGUCUGGGAGUCGCCGCAGAGUCUGUGACGAGGAAGCGAGGGUUCACUCUGAGUCCGGAGACCGGAUUCUGGGCCAUCAGGCGGUAUUAUGACGUGAUGAAUGUUAUCCCCUCCCCUGAGUCCCGUAUCCGUGCAGGGAUCGCGUUGAUGCGUCACGUGAUAAAGUUUCUCCCCUCCCCUGUGACCCGUCUCCCUGCCGGUCCCAUCCCCGAGAGGGUGGGAGUGUAUCUCAGUUACGAGUCCGGGAGAGUUUCAUUUUACAACGCGGAGACCAAAUCCCAUCUCCACACCUUCACUGGGAACAAAUUCACGGAGAAACUUCAUCCUUUCUUCUGGCCUUGGGAUAGAAACCAGUGGCUGAGGAUCUGCUCCGGUUCGGCUCCGGGUCUGUAAACGGGUCGGGUCCCGGGACCACCGUCAGGAAUAAGGUCCCUGUGCGCGGAGAGUGAAAUAAACGCGAGAUGAUAAUAAUCGAUCCCGUCAACCGAACAGAAACACCGUGGAUUCAGCCGCAGCCGCGGGGCAGCGGGUCCUGAGCUCCCCCGGGUCCUAAAGUCCAACCGCAACGGGGGCGGUGCUGACUGGGAGAGGGGGUUAGGGUGAAUCUUUGUAAGACCAUAAACACACAGGAGUAGAAUUAGGCCGUUCAACCCAUCGACUCUGCUCCGG